GUGUGUAUGGGGAGUUUAAAUUACCAAAGGUGGCUUACAGCUGUGGUGAUAUUUUUCACAAGUCCCAGGACACGUCCGCAACUUCCAAAACUGUCCAAAGCCAAGAAUGGACAGCAACCUUCAAAGAACCAAUUCUUGUUGGAUUAUCGUCCUUACCUUGGUUUCCACACUUCCACACUUUUUGUACAGCAAACCCUCCAGCCGCGCCGAACAAACCGACUUCUCCAUGCCGGGCAGGACUCACGGUAACAUGAAGCCUCAGCUGACCGCGGUCCAACAGCAGCAACGCGUGGGGCUCAGUUUGCGGCCUCGGUCUGUCGUGGUGAUCUGCCACCCGGACUCGAUGCGGGUUGUGGUGCAGGCUGACAUGUUUGAUACGGGCCUCCAGGUGGACGGCAGACAUCUGCGCCUGGGCUCAGGCUCACUGAGUGAAGGGAGUGCUUGCGGAGCAGUCCCAUCAGGUGAGGCGGAAUUCACCAUCCAGGCCCACCGGAGGGACUGUGGAACUAAACUCUCCUCGACAAAAGACAAGAUUAUCUAUUCUAACGUUCUGGUCUACUCACCUGAACCUUCAUCUGGUGGUUUGCUUAGACUGGAUGGAGCAACUAUUCCAGUUGCAUGUCAUUAUGAAAAGAGGAAUGGUGUAGAUGGUAUUUCCCUGCAUCCCACCUGGGUUCCUUCUGUCUCCAGGGUAUCUGUAGAGGAUCACAUAGACUUCAUUCUGCUAAUCAUGACUGAAGAUUGGCAGUUUGCGAGGGGAUCUUAUUCUUUCUUUCUGGGUGACCCCAUUUAUUUUCAAGUUUCUGCCAUCACUGGCAACCACGUGCCCCUGCGAGUUUAUGUUGACCACUGUGUUGCCACAGCAACUCCCGAUGCAGAGACUACAUUAAGAUAUGACCUUAUUGAAAAUCACGGAUGUCUUGCCGAUGCUUACCUUACAAACUCCAACUCCCAUUUCCUACCACGAAUUGAAGAGCACGAGCUGAGGUUUCAGUUGGAGGCCUUCAGGUUCUACCAGGAGCCAAGCAAUCAGCAGGUCUACAUAACCUGCUACGUGAAGGCUGUUCCAGCCAAGUUAACUGUCAGCUCUCAAAACAGGGCCUGCUCUAUGAUUGAGAACAGAUGGCGCUCAGUUGACGGGAACGACCAGGCAUGUAGAAGCUGCAAUGUCUCCCAUCGGGUUGCUCAGCCUCUGCCCACAGAACGCCCUAAAACUACCAUCAGCACCAAAGCAUGGCCCUCCAAGACUUCACAGCAGAGUUCUGUCCAGAACAGACCUGAACAACACCCAGCCAAUUAUUACCGUUUUCAUCCAAGUAUGCACCAGAGCCAACACAGCAAACCUCGGCAAUCCUCUGCUGGAGCGAUGAAGAGGGGGGUGGAGUACAAAGCAGAGCGAACUAUCCAGCUGGGACCCAUUACUGUCCUGGCACCCAGCAAAAUUGACACAAGACCAUCAGAUUCUAAAACCGUACUUUUACCAAAGACCAGGACCACCAGAGACUCUAGCUCACUCUGAGGCUGAGGAUGGAAAAAAAAAAAACGUAUUAUUGCUGCCUUGUACAGGACAAACAUUUUUGACACAACCCCUGUGCAUGCAGAGGUUAAUCUUGUGAUUCGAAAUACCAUCUCACCUGAAAAAAGGUUUUACCUGUGUGAACUUCACUCUCAACCCUCUGCAAAGUGAAAGUGCAUACACAUUUCCAACUACUUGGUUACUGUUUUGUAUUUUCUGUACAAACCCUUUUUUUUCUCUCCAAUAAAUAUUGGAUAAA
This is a messenger RNA of Sander lucioperca (pikeperch), 1775 nucleotides long. Its product is annotated as zona pellucida sperm-binding protein 3-like. Gene Ontology annotation, biological process: egg coat formation; positive regulation of acrosome reaction; binding of sperm to zona pellucida. The coding region runs from base 107 to 1519 and encodes 470 amino acids. Gene Ontology annotation, cellular component: extracellular matrix. The transcript has 8 exons. Lineage: Eukaryota; Metazoa; Chordata; Actinopteri; Perciformes; Percidae. The record is from RefSeq and is a predicted model, not a curated record. Gene Ontology annotation, molecular function: acrosin binding.